This is a messenger RNA of Strongyloides ratti, 1581 nucleotides long. RefSeq names its product Poly(A) RNA polymerase GLD2. Gene Ontology annotation, cellular component: cytosol. The coding region runs from base 1 to 1581 and encodes 526 amino acids. The record is from RefSeq and is a predicted model, not a curated record. The transcript has 2 exons. Lineage: Eukaryota; Metazoa; Nematoda; Chromadorea; Rhabditida; Strongyloididae. Gene Ontology annotation, molecular function: poly(A) RNA polymerase activity.
AUGUCUUCAAGUAUAAUUGAAUCAACUCCAACAACAUCAGAAAUAAAAGUAUCAAUAGUAACAGAUACUGAUAAUAAAUCUCCUUAUGAAUUUGUCUCACCAAACAUGACUAUUUGUUAUUUUCAGAAACAUGUGAUAAAUGAUAAAAUUCAUAAUUUAAAAAAUUUACCACAAAAUUCUAUAUGUGAUCAAAAUUCUAAUAAAUCAGAAAUAUUCAAAAAAUAUAAAUCUGAAUUUUAUAAUGGACAUACAACAUAUAAAACAUAUAAUAAAAAUCAUUGUUUUGAUCUUCAUAAUAAACAUAAUAAUUAUUUUCGUAAAAAUAAUAGACAUUAUAGAAAAUGUACUGAAGAAGAAAUUAGUUAUAUUGUAGAAGAUUACUUCAAACCAAUUUCUAAACGAAAAGAAUUUAAUUUUUCAUUUCUUUUGGAAGAUGAAAUUUAUUUUAAGAAUAUAGAUUGGCGUAGUGAUAUUUUAAAUGUACGUAUGGAUCCACUUAGUGAAAGAAUCUUUUUUUUUCAUCAAUCAGUAAUGCAAAGUCAAAGUCAUCUAAAUAUGAAACUGUAUUUACGUGAUAUGAUUUAUUAUUCAUUACUUCCAUUAUUUUCAUCUGCUAGCUUAUAUAUAAUUGGAUCAUCAUUGAAUGGUUUUGGAACAAAUACCUCAGAUAUGGAUCUUUGUUUAAUGCUUACAGGUGAAAAUUUAGAUCAAAGAAGAGAUACUAUUUCUAUAUUAAACGCUGUUAAAAUAAAACUAUCUGAAAAUGAAUGGAUUAAAAAUUUACUCUUAAUUGCUGCUAAAGUUCCAAUUCUUAGAAUUACUUUUAAUGCACCCUUUUCAAAUAUUACUGUUGAUUUGAAUGCAAAUAAUUCUACUACAAUUAAAAAUACACACUUAAUUUGUGCUUAUUCAAGCUUUGAUUGGAGAGUACGCCCUCUAGUAACAACUGUUAAAGAAUGGGCAAAAAAAAAAGGAAUAAACGAUUCAAGUAAUUCAACCUUUACAUCAUAUUCUCUUGUCUUAAUGUGUAUUCAUUAUCUUCAAUGUGGAUUAGAAACUCCUAUACUACCAUCAAUUCAAGAAGCAUUUAAAAAUCGUUUUAAUGAAGAAUAUAAUGCCUCAAAUAUUAACAAAGAUAAAUAUUUUGAAGAACUUAAAAUGGAAUUUUGGGUUUAUGAAUCAAAAGCUACACUUAGUGAAUUAUUACUUGGAUUUUUGAAAUACUAUGGAGAAGAAUUUGAUUUUGCAACAAAUGUUAUUAGUAUUAGACAAGGCAAAAAAAUAACUAGAGAAGAAAUUGGAGAAGUUGACUAUUCAUCUUUUGGAUGGGGAUAUGUAUGUAUUGAAGAACCAUUUACAUUAAAAAAUACUGCUUAUUCUGUAUAUGAUCCAGUAGUAUUUGAAGCUAUUAAAAAAUGUUUCAAAGAAAGUUAUCAACUUUUAAAAAAAACUAAUGAUUUUGAUUCUUUACUUAGUGAAAAAUCAAUAAAAGAAUAUCUUGGAGAUUAUGCAUUAAUACCUCAAGGUGGAGUAGUAUAUAAAACUCCUGAUUCAAAAAAAUUAUUUUCUACAAAAACUUAA